CAUCAAGUUUACCUUUUACCGAAUGGUCUGAUCAAGAAAUUAAUCUCGAAAAGUGGGAUGUGCCAAAAUCGAAGGAAAAGCCCAAACCGAAUUCACUACUAGAGGAAACUGCCCAAUUCGUCGAUCCACAUGUUAUUCAUAUGCCCAAGAGUCUUCCAUGUGCACAGUGGUGCAGACCAAAUCACUUUUUCCCAAACGCACGGAUUACAAUGUGUAAAGAAUCAAACUGCCCAGAUUUGAUCAACGGAAAUAAGCAUUUACUGCACAGUGAGUUCACGAGAAGUUUCAUUUCUGCGGUUGGUGUUCUCAACUAUCUUGGAUUGCAUCGUCCAUCGCAUAUUGAAUAUGUGACGCCAACCUACCAACCGACUACCGAUGGAAUUCCAUGGAAACCAUGGCACCAUAUUUACUCCAUGUGUAAGGCUGGCAAAGGACAAAAGCACAAUCCACAAGUAAACCAACUGGGAAAAUACAUCGUGCGAUUAUUCUGGAUGGGAUGCUGGAGGAAAAUCACGGUUGACGAUAUGCUACCGAUUAAUCAUUCUCAAGAAUUACUUUUUCCGGCACUUCACGAGUGCGAUUCACCAAAUACUGAAAUUCAGAUAUGGCCAUUUAUACUAUGCAAAGCUCUCCUCAAGUUAGCUAACUUAUCUCAAAUUCAAACUGAAGAUGACGAAUUGUUAGAUUUUGACAUUGUUCACUGUUUAACUGGGUGGUUUCCAUACAAAAUAAAUGUAUCAGGUAUGAAUAUGGAUGAGGUUUGGGAUAUGUGCGCAGCAUACACCGAUCAUUUCUCUUGGUCAGAUAAAUCAGAUUCUAAAAGCACCAAGUCUGCACCCAGUGUAUCCGAGGGUGAUAGUAGAUGCUCUUCGUAUCACGUUCUGGGAGUAUGUUCGGACAUGAGGGAUGUCGACGAAGAUGCAGUUCCUGAUCUAUCUCCCUGUUGGAGUCACCAAUUUCUCAUAGAUCAGACAAGAGACAUACCGCUAAUACAACCUGAGCCGCUGCCAGAUCUUGAACGAUGGAAACGAUUUCGUUGGUUAGCUUGGGCUAUCAGCAAGGGAUUGUGGCCUGCACCUCAGCUGGAACCAAUUAAAUGUGUGAAACUUGUGACCGAUUUCAGGAAAUGCACGGGUGGUUUACGUACCCAUAGUAAGAGAAGCCUUGAUAUAAAAGAGAGCGUUGCUGUAAUAGAGGAUAUUAUGAAGACGGGGAAAUCAAAAGGAUGCAAUUAUUCUACAUCGGGCGAGCAAACGGAUGGAUGUGCCUGGAUAGAUUUCAACAAAUUGGCUCCACAGUUAAGCCAGUUGUCAGUGUAUUUCAAAUUGUCCGGCUUUAAAAACAUUACUAAAAUAUCGGAUGUCUUAUUUAAAGAUUCCGAUAAGGCCAAGGUUGAUAAGGGUAAAAAAAGCAAAGAAGCAGAAGGAAACAGUGUAAAAUUCAUACCUUGGACGUCCGCAAUAAGUUUAUCUAGAAACGAAUCACUCUACUUAUUUUGCGACGAUUUAGAUUCCAAAUUUCUUGUCGUAAAUAUUGCGCAAGUUGGAAAUUUAGGGGCUUUAUUCCGCACUAGUGAUACUUCCGACGGUGGCAGUGAAAACAUGGAUAUUGCCUUUAACCCAUUUGCUUAUCUUACUAUAGAGGAUUACAAAUGGCAAACUGAGAAGGCAGGGGAUAUAUUGGUGUCCGUCAAUACCUUUGGAACGAGGUCUUCAAUCGCCAGUAUCUCUCCUGGUCGUCGAGUUUUUCGAAUGUGGGUAAAAAGCGACACUUCAUUCAUUAUUCAUCUACUGUCAGAUUCUGAAAUAGUUUGUGGCUCUUUGGAAUCUGUAUUGGAGUACAUGAGUCACGAAACUAAAAGAAUCCUACAAUUGAGUGACCAAAUUUCCAGUAGCUACGGUCAAAUGGUUCAAGAAUUUGGUAGACCCGAGUUCGGAACUAAGCUACGUUCGUUUUACAAAUCGUACGCUCCACAGUGUCUGUUGCCGAAGACGGUUUUGAUUACUGUUCAUGAAUGUUUUAUGGAAACAUUCCUGAAGAUGGUACAGGAUCGUUCACCAAAAUCUGAAAUUGAAGAUCGACUCUUUGCGUUGAAGGUAUUGUUUUUAAAUCCUAAUAUACGCUGUGAGCAUCAACACAAGUAUAAUUUCCCACGUGAAGGCGACGAAAUCAGUAACACUGAAGAUAUUGCAUUAGAAAAAUUGAAAAACACAUCGGCGAUGAAAAUACAAGCAUUUUUCAGACAAAAAAUGAUUUCAAAUCUUAAACGCAUACAUAAUGAAUCACAUAGGGAGUAUCGAAAGGUAUUCGACUGCUUAAAAAGAAUAUACGCGGACAUUUUCAAUGUUAGCAACAGAAUGAUUCACUGUUGCGAUUUAAUUCGGAAAUUCCUGCUUGGUAAUGGAAAGAUGAGCAAUAUGCACCAGUAUUACAGUAUUAUUCAAGAUUUAAAUUGUACUACACAUUUACAACAAUUUAUGGGAUCAGUCAGAGUUUCCAGAAGCUCGUGGGUAGCAAUUGUGCGUCAGGUUUUCCACUGCAUUCGAUUAAAGGAAGCUAUUGUCAAAAUUAACCUCUUCUGUGAUCUUCGCAAGUAUGUGGUACGGGUCUUUGACAAUGACAACAAUAAAGAGAUUGUGAGGCACUUUAACAAUGUUCUAGUAAACGAAUACUGCCCAAAUGUGAAUGGGUACACAGUAUUGUGUUACGGAUGGUCGGAAGAUGAGAGCGAAUGCAAAUGGAAACUUGAUUUUAGCACACUUAGGAUGAGUAGUGAUUACUCUCUUCUAAUUCCUAACGCCGUUUUGUACAAUUUUGUUUUAAAGCACAAUUAUCUUCCCAACGUGAAUGACUAUAUGUGUAGAAGUAUCAUAAACAUCAAUCACGAUGUUUCCGUUACGCUAAGGUUAUCCGCAAACCUCGACAAUGUGAUCGUUCGCUUUCGAUGUUUAAAUGAAUUAGGACAGAUAUUUGGGGAAAUUGUUGGAAAUCAAAGCGUUAUUUUACCUAACGUAAUGUUAAAGUACGUUCCAGUUAUUGAAACCGAGGACGUAAGUGUUUCCCCUAAAAUAUCUCGGUCUAAAAGUAGUGCAACUAUUAUGCACUCAAAAGGGUCCAGAAGAAGUGUUCGAAGUAUAGAUAAACUAAGUGAAAGUAAACGAACCUCUAAAGAAUCUCGUAAGUCGCAGGAAUCUCCAAAAGAAGUGAGGUACAAAGAUACAACUUACUUGGUCGAAGGAUUUGUCAUUGGCAAUUCUUGGCCCUUAACGAGAACCGAAUGGGAAGUUGUAGAGGAAAUUAAAUCAAAACGAUCAAUUGAAUCAUUGUACGCGCGCGUUAGUAAAUCGAGUAGCGUUAAUACCCUCAAAAAGAUAAGAUCACAUUCGGCCGGAUCAUUAAGUAGCGCAGAUAAAAAGACAAGUUCCACUUUGCUUCCUAUAUCACCGUUUUGGACAUUAGAGGUUAUAUCUACAAUCAGUGAUAUGGUGACAGCCCAAAUCGACAAUAGGAGAGAAAAUGAAAUGAUUGAGAUAAAAAAGAAAUGGUACGGAGAUGAUCCAAAACAUUACUUCAAAUCAAAACUCUUAAGAGAUGAAUACCUACAAUCGCAUUACCUGCCUUUCCAAAGAUCCCAAACAUCUGAGGACCAUUUGGAUAGCACUGUCGAAGAACGCUAUUCCUCCACCAUGUCUUCGGAAAAACUUAAGUCCACUGACCGCGUUAUCGAAGCUUCCAAUCUGUCUGUCGCUUCAGAAACCCGCACCAACGAGAAACCAGUGCCACCUGACAAAGUCCUCCCUCCUUUGCAUUUACUCGACUAUAUGAAAGGAGAGGGAGAUAAAGUACUGAGCCACGUAAAAUGCGACGAGGAAGAUCAAGCUGAAAGAUUGAACAGGUUACAAAGUAUAUCUGAUUUUGGAGAUGCUCAUGAGCGGUUUAAGUACGAUUUGUGUAACUUUUUGAAUGAGGAGUUGGGGAGGUACAAACUUUUGCAGCAGUUUUAUGCAGGUUGUAGAAAUCAAUCGAAGGAAUUGAUGUAUACAGCGUACGGUAUGAGAGAUAAAGUAGUCGAUGAUAUUAUGAAGAACUACUUUGGUCAACAGCCUAGUGUUCUGCAGGAACCGAAAAAAAGAAAAUAA
This is a messenger RNA of Photinus pyralis (common eastern firefly), 4139 nucleotides long. RefSeq names its product androglobin-like. Gene Ontology annotation, molecular function: calcium-dependent cysteine-type endopeptidase activity. The record is from RefSeq and is a predicted model, not a curated record. The transcript is spliced from 12 exons. Bases 141 to 4139 code for a protein of 1332 amino acids. Lineage: Eukaryota; Metazoa; Arthropoda; Insecta; Coleoptera; Lampyridae. Gene Ontology annotation, biological process: proteolysis.